This is a messenger RNA of Astrephomene gubernaculifera, 4787 nucleotides long. NCBI's taxonomy places the organism in Eukaryota, Viridiplantae, Chlorophyta, Chlorophyceae, Chlamydomonadales, Astrephomenaceae. The record is from the annotation of a GenBank genome assembly.
CUUCUGAUGCACGCAAUGCUAAAGGUGCUAAUCAGUAGACAAGGUUUUACUCUCCGUGGUGGCGACGAAGACACUAGCUUGCCGUUUUCGAACGCGGACAAAACAACAGCUGCAAGCGGCUAGGAUCUAAGAAUUAGAACACUUUAUGUAUUGGUGUGAAAACAGUAUGCAAGCGUUCGCUUACUGAUGUGAACAAUGUUGCGCCUAACUGUAGUCGUGCUCGGGCUACUUGGCUAUUUUGGCUUGCAAAUAGCAGCCUCAGAAACGCUAUCUCCAAUUAGCCGCUUUCGGGAGAUAAAGCUGCCUUGCGCGAAAGGCUGCGAACUGAACGGCAAUUGUAAUGCUGAGUUUGGGCGUUGCGAGUGCCGGUUUGGAUUCACGGGUGACGACUGCAGCAUCCCGCUCAUCCCCGCCUGCCUCACCACCCUUCACAACGCAUCCUACGCCGUCCCCCAAUACGGCUAUUCCUUUCCCAAAAACUGCUACUGCUAUCGGCAGCUAGCGCGCAUAGCCUGCGCAGGCGAGUACUGGAAGGAUCCCUUCCUGUGCAACCAGCACGCGUUCUGGGGCUGGGACCUGGUUCGCUGCUAUGAGUACACGGACGUGCCGGAACAGCAGCAGCUGUCGGACCCGCCGGAGCCGGGGGGCAGCCGGGGGGUGGUCUGGAAGAAGGGCGUGAGGAAGGAGGGUGUUGCGGGUCCGGAGUUCUACGCGCUGGAGCCGCUGCAGGAGCCGGUUCCGGAGCGCUGGGGGCAGGGGAUGAAGCUGCUGCCGCUGGACAAGUGCAGCGAGCGCUGCAACGAGCGCGGCACCUGUGUGGACCUGCACGGCGGCACCUCCUGCCGCUGCGCGCCCUUCUACACCGGGCCCACCUGCGCCGACAGCGCCUUCCAGCACUGCCCGCUCAACUGCUCGGGGCGGGGGGUGUGCCACGGCGGCUACUGCCACUGCCGGCCCGGCUACUGGGGCGCGGGGUGCAGCAGGAGCAGGGCGUACAGCAGUGAAGACUGGCUGCCACACCCCACCCAGCUGCGCAUCUACGUGUACGAGCUGCCGGAGAGCGUGGCGUACAUGCGACCCAACAACGAUGAGUGGCCCCUGCACCACGCCAUCUACCUAGCCGAGAUAGAGCUGUACCAGCGGCUGCUGGGCGACUGGGAGGUGCGCACGGAGAACCCCUGGGAGGCCAACCUCUUCUUCGUGCCCACCCACACCUACUACUACAUAGGCAAUAUCGGCUUCCCCGGCAAGCACUUCACCUCCGUGUUCCACUGGCUGCGGCAGUCUCACCCCUGGUGGAACCUCACUGCGGGGCGGAACCACGUGGCGGCCACCUCCAACGACCGCGGCUGCUGCGACCUGUACCGCCUGGGGCAGGAGGUGCAGCACCCCAUCAAGCUGGUUCACUUCGGCCAGGCGCCCCGCCACGGCGUUCCUCUGAGCCGGGAGGGACCGGGGGGAGUGCAGUGGAGCGAGCGUCCGGAGGACCUGGCGUCCCGGUUGAACAGCAACUUGGAGGACCCGGCUAUGGUGGGUGCCAUGGCGGAGUUCGCGCACCUGGCGGGCCGCCCGCGCUUCAAGGGCUUCCCGCCCUACCAGCUGCCGGCGCUGCAGCAGGAGCGGGAGCAGUGCUACAGGCCGGAGCAUGACGUCAACUUCCCUCCCUACAUUCCCACCGAGCCCAAUGAUGGAGCCUGGCCGGACCUGCUGCCCCAGGCAUACACCUACGGACCCGACGGCCGAGCAGCAUUCCGGCGGGAUAACCCCCGAGACCUGCUCUUCUCAUUCAAUGGCUACUCCAAGACGGACAUGGCGUACAGCGCGGGAGUACGGCAGGGGCUGCUUGCCUUGUUUGGCAACACCAGCCGGCCCGACAUCAGCAUCAACAAAGGCGGCGGCACGAAGACGGUGCUUCGGUCGCGCUUCUGUUUCGCGCCCAUGGGCUUCGGCUGGGGCAUCCGACUGAGUCAGGCGGUGAUUGGCGGCUGCGUGCCGGUGCUGGUGCACGACCAUGUGUGGCCGAUCCUGUGGGACGUGUUGCCCUACGAGCGCUUCUCGCUCCGCGUCAGCCGCCACAACCUGCACCUGCUGCUGGAGCUGCUGGAGUCCGUGACGCCGCAGCAGCUGGAGAGGCUGCAGGACGGGCUGGCAGAGGUGCACAAGGCCUUCGUGUGGCAGCGGGAGCUGGGCGGCCUGGCAUACAACUACACAAUGACAUCGCUGCACCGCCGCCUGCUCAACAUGUGGACCGCCUUCUUCUGAUACCGGUAAGGAAGGCGGGACUCAGCAAUAACUACUCAGAGGAGAGCUCUUUGCUCUUGAAGGGACUGACGCUAGCGAGAUGGCCGAGGGUUGAGGGUGAUGAGAAGAUUGUUUAGGGUGCGGUAAGGGUGGCUGCGCCGUAGGUUACAAUAACUGGCCGCGAGGCGAAACGUACUGUGUGCGCCGUAGGUGUGUGUGGUGCAUGCGGUGCUCGUGUGUGUCAGCGGGCAAACGUGGGUGGUGGAGUUGUGCAUGCGCUGGUGACGCUUGGACUGUGGCUGCUGGGGAUGGCGGGGAAUGCCGUACGGGUGCGCUGUGCGGGGGGGGGAUUGUAAGCCCCAGUGGUGUACCAAGCUGUGGCAGACUGGCUGUGUAUUUGGAUCUGAGGUGGGUCGUGUGCGCAUGAGAAGGAUGCCCCGUGCAUGGGUUGCGGUGAGGGGAAGGCAUGUGGAGGGGUGAUGGGUGUGAUGACUCGCAUGUUCAUAUGGGUGGAAAUGGGCGAUGGACGGUGGUACUUAUACGGUGAGGUAUCUGGGAUGCAGGGGGACUGUGAGAGUGAUGCAACGGGAGCAGACGCAAGGCAUCAGCAUUGCCCGAAUAGGCGUCGUUCGCAGUAUACAGCGUAUGGGUUUGCAUGGUUCCCUUCUGUAGCGCGAAUGUUUUCCUGUGCGUUUGCAUAACGUGUGGCCGUGGCUUUUUGGCUAAGGCAAAAGUUGUGUGUCCCAAGGUGGCAAUUAUAUUUUGUCAGAUCUGAAGUACGGUACAGCCGAUGGGAAGUCCGCAGUACAGUUUGCCCUGUGCGUUGAAAGUAGUACAAUGGAAUAUUCGCGGGCUUAAGGACUGGAAACUUGAUAACAAUGAGUUACGGGGUAUAGCGGGUAGUUAUGACAUUGUGGUGAUUACGGAAACGCAUUUAGUGGGAGAUACGGUAGUGAAGGAGAUGCUACCGUCGGGUACGCUCCUGUUCACAGUAGAUGGCACGCCCAACAGAGGUGGGGUAGCUGUCUGGGUAAAUCGUAUGUUAGCUAGGGAUGUGCAGCUCCUUGGUGUGUCUAAGGUUCCUAAGGGCAUGGAGAGUAUCUGGUUAAGGGUGAAAGGGCAUGCUCUUAAUAUGGGGGGGCGUAGUUUGCUGAUAGCAGCCUGUUAUGCAGCACCCCAAGGUUCUGUUCAGUACAAUGACCAUGCGGGUAGAAGGCGUACUGACACCGUGGAUCGUGUUUUUGGUCGACUCCGUGCCUUGUUGCGAAGAUAUGUGCGUCCAUGCGAUGAAAUCCUCAUUUUGGGGGACCUCAAUGCGCGAGUAGCCAGCUUGAGUGAUAUACCAGAUCUCCAGGCUGAUGCUGAACUGGAGGCGGCGGCAGGUGUGUCGAUCGGAGGUAAUGGGCUCAUUCAAGGCAUGCCGAGCAGGCGCAGUAAGGACCCAUCCAGCAACCCAUUUGGGCAAGGUUUGGUCGAGCUGUGCCGCGAAACUGAACUGAUUAUCAUGAAUGGUCGUGUGCCCGGUGACAUGGAGGGUGAGUUCACGUUCUACCACGCCCACGGCCUUGCCUGCAGUAUGAUUGAUCUUUUUGUCUGCACGCCUGCUUUGUUCUCGCGGGCGUCGCAUUUGCAAGUGCUUGGCAUCCCCAUUGCUAUAGAGGGGCCUAAAGUGGGAUCGAGGCUCAGCGAUCACUGCCCGGUGUCACUCACUCUGGACGUUGGAUUAGGAGGAACGCGAAGGGGUGGCAACACGGGAUCCUCUCGCCUGGGGAAAUGUGAGUGGGAGCGGUACACGCGCCUAUUUGAGGUAGAAGAUGCUGCUGUCGUACAGAAGAUUGACGAGGCUGUUAGCCAACUGGGCCAUGGUCUUAACAGUACGGAGGUUGUUACAGUGAUCUGUCGGGCUCUUAAGAAGGCUAUUGACGCCACGUUUCGUCUUGAGAGGAGGCAAGGGUCCAUUCCUAGUGCAGGCAGGACGGACAAAGACGCGCCUUGGUGGACACCUGAGUGUGCGGAAGCCCGUGAGGCCAUGUUUGCUCAAAAGGCGCUCAUGCGUGCUAACGGUCUGCUGGGGGAUCAGGAUGCCAGAGCUGAGUUCAGUCGGUUGCGCACGAAGUAUCAACGUCUACGCAGGGAGGCUAAGGACAAGUUCCGGGUCAUGCAUUUUGAAGGAGUUAUCGAAGAAUGUCGGGGGGAUCCACGGGCGCUGUGGGGUCGGCUGAAUGGCAGAUUUAGUCAGGGGUGCCCUAUCACGGAUGUCAACAGUUGGGGAGCCUAUUUUAAUGCGCUGUUUAAUGGGGAAGUCAACGCGUUUAACGAAGUUUCCGCGGACACCAUCCUUAGUACCAUCAACGGUGUGCCACAUGGGAGGGGAAGAGGAUGGGUAAGGGCGACAGGCGAUCGGGUAGCACGAGUCACCGCUGCUGCUGCGCUCAAUGUUCCGUUCACCUUGGCGGAAGUCAUUGCUGCGCUGAAGUCUUUGCGUAAUAACAAGUCUGGGGGUUUGGACAGAGUACCGGCUGAAUGUUUCAAGUGUGCGACGAGAG